AUGGCGGGUACCAACACCCGGUGGCUGGUGACCCUGUGCUUGCUCUCGGCAGCGCAAUGUGUUCCUUCCAGGGUUGCGUCUCAAUCGGAAACAGAUUCCGAAGAUUCGAGAAGAGUUCUUGGUUCAAGUGUGGUAACAUCGGUAUCUGUGAUAAUGGAUCAUGGAAAUGGCACCAAAACAUAUUUUGCUGAUGGACAAAGUAAAAACAUACAUAAACCUACGGAUACGAUAAUCGGUAGUCCUGGUAAUUUACUAUCACCAGACCGCUAUGAGUUUUAUACGUUUGACGAAACGGGAGAUUUAGUUAAACGGCUAAUGACACUGGAUGAAAUACAUGGUUUAAUUGCUGGAGCAGAUCCAGAAUCAGUGAUGGCUGACGCUUCCCCUACAUAUUAUCAUGAUGCACUAUCAAGUCAUUCAUCAGAAGCACUUAUGCACUUACCCGCUUCAGAUCUCGAAUCGCUAGAUGCACCAGCAGUUCACAAAGUUCUAGAAAGUGUACAAAAUGUACUGAAAAAUGAAAUGGCUGCUAACUCAGGCAAACCCAUUCCUUCCAUGUCGAGCACAUCUUUACAUCGCCCAGAUUCAGCGUCCGCGUGGUCAGCCUUAUUCCCAGGACUAAUUGAAACUCCAGAUGACGUAGCUCAUCUUUCCGGAUACUUGCUUCCGUCCAAAACAACUGAGUCAAUGAACAUUCCAUUGACUAAAAAACCAUUGUCAUCUACUAAGGCACCGUUAGUAUCAAUGCAACCUCAAUCGACGACACUUAAAUUGCCACAGUCAUCUAUAAAAACGCAAGUAGCCACUACAACAGAAAAAGUGAGGUCAACACCGAAAUACUCCACUGCCAAACCCGAAGUAACAACAAAAUUCACUCCAACACAAUCAACAACACAUUCAACAACACAGUCACCGACACAGUCAACAACACAGUGGACAACAUUUAAACCAUCAACGACUAAAAAACCAUUUAGGCCAAUACAGUCAUUUGAGAAACAAAAGCCAGCACUACAAAAACCAAUUUUAAUGUUGCAUUCAACUGUUAAACCAUCUAUUAUGGCAGAUAGUCUUGAGAUAAAUAAAGAAAUGUCAGCUUCUAUAUCAGAUAUGCUGUCGCAAGUGACCGACAGUCAAUCGUCCAACCACAAACCUUUACAGACUAAUGAUUUAGUAGAAAAAGAUAGUACAGCAGAUUAUGUACCAGAAGAGAGUUCACCAGAAUUAAGCUACUACAGUCCAAUAGCAAUGUCAUUGAGCACUGGUGGUGCAUUUAAACCAGUUACCGAAGCUUUGACAUCAGCUAGAAAACCUCCAAUUACAAUGACGUAUAAAACUUCAACUACUGAUAAGCCAUUUUCGCAAAAGACCACCCCUACCAUCACAGCAACACGAUUUGCACCGCCCAAGUCUAAUGUGACUAAACCUCGACCAUAUGCUAAUGCUACGACAGCCUCUUAUAUGACAAAGCCAUCAUCAUUUAAUAAAUUCAAUGCGACUACUGUUUCUACUACUAGAAAUAACUACCAUUACCCGCCGAGUAACAUGUCAACUAAAUAUAUGCAAAAAAUUACACAAACCACUCAAGCUUACCCAAAUAAAUUAAUUGACAGUUUUGUAAAAGUUGUUAACAAAACGAUAAAUAAUGCAACACUUAGUGUGAAACAACCAAUAGAUACAUUUUGGAAUUCCACCGAAGAUACGAAGAAUAAAUUCGUCAAAGAGCCUGUUAAAGUUUUCCAGACUAAAGUCACUUCAAAUCGACCAAAUGGAAUAAAUCGAACCAAUGUCACUCUUUCGAAUCGCAUACAAGAAUUAAAAACUACGGCUAUUCCAAAUUUCGGAUAUGGUUCAUCUACAACAACAGUUCGUAGUCAAACAGAACCCGAUAAAUACGUAUCAGUGAAAGUAGAAGAAUGGCCAAUGACCGCUCAACAUCCAACCGCAUAUCCCUCGACUACUCCAUACAUGAGUACCGAAAAAUCGUUCUUUUCUAGCAACAGUCAGCCACUGAACUCUGUUACAGACGCUAACGUCAUAAGAGAUUUAAUAUCAUCUUUUAUGACUAAAUCGUCAACAGCUUCCAGCGUCUCUACUAGUACCGUAUCCCCAACUACUGUUAGCGCUCAACAAACGCUAACUGCCUCCAUGUCGACUUCAACACCAUCGGUGGUAAAUACUAUAACUGGAAUUCCGGUAUCAAUGAUCUCGUCGUCAGUUGGAGAUUUAGUGACAACAACAACGACAACAACAACUACAACAACGCCGACUACAACAACACCAACUACAACAACAUCAACCACAACAGAAACAGCGGCAGUUACGAAAUUGGAAACUACAACGGCAAAAGUAAUGGAAGCAGUAAAAACCGCUGUGGAAGCUGCAGAUACAGAUGUCACUAUAGUGACGACGACUGCGGCUUCAACGAGUGCAGCGAGUGCGACGACGGUCGGUAUGACGGCUGCUCAGAUAACAACAGGUACACCGAUAGCACAGACAGCGACUAGUGCAGCAGUAGGUUCGAUAGCUUCCAGUACGGCGGCUAGGACCACGGCCACUAAUGCAACCGAGGUUACGUUUACAACCCCAGAAUCGGAAACUCAGUACGUUCCGGUCACACAUUUCCUUCCGGAAUUACAAUUGAAAGACAGACCAGAAACCGAAAAUAACAAUAGUGCGCCUGGCGUGGACCUGAUGCUUAAAGACGGUAUAAAUGCCGUGGCUAGCAUGUUGCAAAAUACACAAAAGCCGGCGGUGGCGACGGUUCUUGAAACAGAGUACCAAGAAAUUGGGGGGCGCCCCUACGAGAAAUUGUCUUCGGUUGAGGGAAAACAAUCAUCCACUGAAGAAUCCAGCCGAAAACAAGCGACGGUUAAGUCGGAGUAUGACGAGACCACCACAUUUGCCGUGUCCGAGAAUGCGGCCACUCAGGACUUUUACGACUUCACUACGAAUUCAGCGGAGUUGGUUACAAAGUUCCUGGAGCCGAACGACACGAUCGCUGCAGAAUCGGUGACCACCAACGACACAGAGGAGGUGUUGCGAAAUUCAGAACCUGGCUUGGAAAUGUUGACUGUGUUCAAUGUCAGUUCCACUGGUGGUCCCGGGCAAGUGGCCAAACUGGACGAUUUAUCAUCGGAAACGCAAGUGUUUUUCGACACCACCACGCCAUUUGAAAACCGUGACGCUGUUACCAAUCAGGAGACCGGCAACGAAGAACCAGUAACCACAACGUUCACCCCUUAUAUCGCACCGGUGACGAGGGAGGUAACAAUGUCAACUGCAACCAUGCCGUCCACAUCGACCACCGUGAUACUGCCAUCACUGACGCCAUCAAUGAAAGCUGCGAUAAGAAAAAAAACAACAGCAGUUACAGCAGCAACACCAGCUACAGCAGCAACAGCAGCUACAGCAGCAACAGCAGCUACAGCGGCAACAGCAGCUACAGCAGCAACAGCGGCUACAGCGGCAACAGCGGCUACAGCGGCAACAGCAGCUACAGCAGCAACAGCAGCAACAGCGGCUACAGCAGCAACAGCAGCUACAGCAGCAACAGCAGCUACAGCAGCAACAGCGGCUACAGCAGCAACAGCAGCUACAGCAGCAACAGCAGUCAAAGUGGUAGAAUCUGAAGUCAAAAACUUGAUGACGGAAAUAUCCGAAAUCUCUACGGUGGCCGCGACAAACUACACCACUUUGUCCACACCAGCCACGGUCACUCUGCCACCUGCAGUAAAAUCUCCUGGACCGUCGUCCAACGCUUAUAGACCACAGAUGGCCAACAGCGCGUCUCCGUCCACAGUUGAACUGCAUCCUGCGCCACACGAGAGCAUGGGCAUGGAAGCCAGUGUAGCGUUUUUGGGCGAUGAUGUGCGCCGAUUUGCUGACCUUUGUAACGAGUUGUCAUUCAAGAUGUGGACAGCCGUUACCGGUAAAGGUCAGAUAGCCUCCAGAAGUCUGGUGCUGUCUCCGUUCGAGCUGACUGCUAUGCUGGCCAUGGUAUUCCUAGGUGCCCGUGGUUCUACUUCCGGUCAAAUGAACGACGUGCUCAGGCUUGAUGACAUGGUCACAUUCAAUCCUCACCAAGUGCUCAGGAACAUAACGCACUCAAUAACCAACAUCAACAAUCCAGGUGUGGCCACAGCGUCUUUCGUCCGGGAAAUCUACAGCCAUAAGGGAAAUGGAAAAAUACUAGAAUUCUAUAAAGAGCGAGUACAGCAGUAUUACGAUGGACACGUAGAAGAAGUAGACUUCAAUACGAUAGGAGACGUUUUAAGGAGACGAACGAAUUUAUUAGUCAAAAGACAAACUUUGGGUCGUGUUGUGGAAUAUCUUCGUGGUUCUGGGUUGAGUUUGACACCACCAUUUGCCGCAUUCAGUGCUAACGUAUUCCAGACGAGCUGCGAGAGCGCGUCCACCGAGGGCAGGGACGGCGAAAUGUACUUCGUGGUGAGGCCGUCCACUAGACAACGGCGCCUGGUGCCAGUGCCCGCGGCCGUGUGGCGCGGCGGAUUCCUGGCCGGCUACGAACCAGGGCUGGACGCAACGGCCGUGUGCCUGGGCCCGGACUCGGCGGUGUCGACCAUACUGGUGCUGCCGGGCCAACAGGGGCAGGUGGCCCCGGGCGACGGCCUGGCCCGGUUGGAGCAGCGGCUGAUCGAGACGUCGUACCGGCGGGGCGGUUGGUCUCGGGUGCUCCGGAGCCUGUUGCCCCGACCGGGGCUCGAGCUGCAAGUGCCCAGGUUCUCGCACCGAUCCGUGCUGAACGCCACGGCCGCCCUGCAGAAGAUGGGCCUGCGGGACGUGUUCAGCGACCAGAAGGCCGACCUGCGCGGCGUCAACGGGCUGUACGACCUGUACCUGUCCGACAUGCUGCAGGUGAACACGUUCAGCACGUGCGGCGAGGACACCAUCGGCGCCCGACACCACGUGGAGACGUACCCGGCGUCGCCUCAGCGGAUGGGCCGUGCCGGCCGAGACGGUGGCCACGAGAGCGGCCCGAGUGGCCACGACGACGACGGCCACGGGAGCGACGACGAGAGCGGCCACGACGGUGGUCGCCGGAGGCGCAACGCCGAAGACCUGCCGCUGCACAGCCCGUACUCGCAUUUGCCGCUCAACCUGCGGCCCAGACAGGCGAGGCUCCCGGACGUGCCGAGGCUCAGGUUCGACAGGCCGUUCCUCUACCUGGUCAGGCACAACCCCACAGGUAUGAUCAUCUACCUGGGUAGGUUUAACCCGAGGCUGUUGCCGUGA
Molecule: messenger RNA, 5253 nt
Organism: Macrosiphum euphorbiae (potato aphid)
Lineage: Eukaryota; Metazoa; Arthropoda; Insecta; Hemiptera; Aphididae
Source: the annotation of a GenBank genome assembly